AUUAAAGAGGAGAUUGAAGACAUGAGUGAUCCAGAACUAUCCAGAAUAAAACAUGAAGAUACUGAGGAACAAACAGACCAGGUGAGAGUGAAACAGCAAAGACAAAAACUGAAUGAAGUGGAGGAGGAACAUCGUAACUUUACAAUUCAAAGAACAAAAGCCAAAAAGACGCACACCUGCACUCAGUGUGGAAAGAGUUUCACACAGAAAAGAAACCUUAACACACACAUGAGGAUUCACACUGGAGAGAAACCGUAUACAUGCACUCAGUGUGGAGAGAGUUUCUCACAGAAAGGAAACCUUAAAAUACACAUGAGAAUUCACACUGGAGAGAAACCGUAUACAUGCACUCAGUGUGGAAAGAGUUAUUCUCAAGCAUCAGCUCUCAGUUAUCAUCUGCGCAUUCACUCUGGAGAAAAACCAUUUAACUGUGAUCAGUGUGGUAAAGAUUUUAUUUCAACAGCAAAUCUAAAAUCACACCUGAAAGUUCAUUCAGAUGAGAAGCCUUAUGUGUGUUCUCUCUGUGGAAAGAGUUUUUCAUGGCUGGACUGUUUUAAACUGCACCAGAAAACACACAAUGAAGUGAGAGAUCAUGUGUGCUUUGACUGUGGGAAGAGCUUUACUACAUCUGUGAAUCUGAAACAGCACCAAAGAAUUCAUACUGGAGAAAAACCUUACAAGUGCUCAUAUUGUGACAAGAGUUUCAAUCAUUCUGGAAACCUGAAAUCACACGAGCGACUUCACACUGGAGAGAAACCGUAUACAUGCACUCAGUGUGGAAAGAGUUUUACUCAAGCAUCAUCUCUCAGUUAUCAUCUGCUCCGUCACUCUGGAGAAAAAACAUUUAACUGUGAUCAGUGUGGAAAAAUAUGUAUUUCAUCAUCAAAUCUAAAAGAUCACCUAAAAGUUCAUUCAGGUGAGAAGCCUUAUGUGUGUUCUCUCUGUGGAAAGAGUUUUUCAUGGCUGAAAAGUUUUAAACUCUGCCAGAAAACACAUAAUGAAGUGAGAGAUUAUAUGUGCUUUGACUGUGGGAAGAGCUUUAUUAGAGCUGAGAAUCUGAAACGGCACCAAAGAAUUCAUACUGAAAAAAAAAAAACCUUACAAGUGCUCAUAUUGUGACAAGAGUUUCGCUCGUUCUGGAUCUCUGAAAUCACACGAGCGAGUUCAUACUGGAGAGAAGCCGUACGACUGUACUCAGUGUGAGAAGAGUUUCACC
This is a messenger RNA of Rhinichthys klamathensis goyatoka, 1216 nucleotides long. Its product is annotated as gastrula zinc finger protein XlCGF8.2DB-like. Bases 22 to 1119 code for a protein of 365 amino acids. NCBI's taxonomy places the organism in Eukaryota, Metazoa, Chordata, Actinopteri, Cypriniformes, Leuciscidae. The transcript has 2 exons. The record is from RefSeq and is a predicted model, not a curated record.